GCUGAGUAACAGGAGGAGAAGAGUCUGGUGGAGCAGCAGAGGAACAAUUUCAGCCAUUUGGACUCAGCUCAGCCACUACAGAGGAAACAAUGACUUCAACACAAAAGGACCAACAUGGAGCGAGAAGUCAGCGCUCUCCGGAGGCCGACAAACCUCACAGAAGAAAGGGAGAGAAAAAAUACAACUGUGAGGAGUGUGGGAAGGAUUUUACUGGGGCUGGACACUUAAAAACACACCAACGUAUUCAUAGUGGAGUUAGACCGUACAUCUGUGACGUGUGUGGAAAAUCUUUUACUCAGGCUGGAAGUUUAAAAACACACAAACUCAUCCACAGUGGAAUUAAAGCAUACAGCUGUGAGCUGUGUGGAAAGUCUUUUUCCCAACCUCAAGGCUUAAAAUCACAUCAGCUCAUCCACAGUGGAAUUAAAGCAUACAGCUGUGAGCUGUGUGGAAAGUCUUAUAAGACGGUUGGACACUUAAACAGACACCAAGUCAUCCACAGUGGAUUUAAACCAUACAGCUGUGAUCAGUGUGGCAAAACUUUUGCUCGCAGUAAGAACUUACAACUUCAUCAAGUUACCCACACUGGAAUUAAGGCGUACAGCUGUGACAUUUGUGGAAAAACCUUUAGGUGGCUGCUCAGUCGAAAUAAUCACCUAUGCAUUCACACCAAAAAUGAUGUUUACUGCUGUGAUCAGUGUGGCAAAGUGUUUGUGGUAUACAAAGAAUUAAAGCAGCACAUGUUUACCCACACUGAGGAGAGACCUUAUAAAUGUGACCUGUGUGAAAAGGCUUUUAAAGAGCCACGUUCCCUGAAAGCACAUCAACAGAUCCACACCAGAAAGAAACUCUACAAGUGCAGUUACUGUGAGAAGCAGAGCGACACAGAUGGAUCCAGUUCUCAACCCUGUCAUCACUGUGGUGGUGGGAAAGGGUUUCACUGUGACCUUUGUGGAAAAACUUUCAGUCAGCAGUGGUGCCUAACAUUACAUCAACGUAGACACACUGGAGAUAAAAUGAACUACUGCAAAGAAUGUGGUAGAGGCUUCCCCACACCAAGUACAUUAAAAAUACAUGAGCUUAUUCACAGUGGGGUUAAAAAGCACAUCUGUGACCAGUGUGGGUCAUCCUUCACCACUGCAGGUCAUCUCAAACAGCAUAAACGCGUGCACACAGGAGAGAAACCAUACAAGUGUAGACACUGUGACAGAAGCUUCUCACAAUCAAGUAAUCGUAACCUUCAUGAACGUAGACACAUGGAAGAGAACAUCAGCUGUGACCAGUGUGACAAGACCUUCAAGAGUCUCAGUUCAUACUCCGAACACAAACAAUCCCACACUGUAAAUACAGUUUUACAGUUACCAAUGUGCACAAGCAUUCACUUCAUUAUUUGCUCUGUGCAAACAUCAACAUCAAGCGAACCUGAAGUCACUGGAUCACAAUGAAUCUGAAGAGGAAGAAAGAUCCUCUUCUGGUUUCGGGGUCAGACUUAAAAACCUUGAGAUCAGGCGCCACAGAGUUCAGAUGGACUCUCCUGUAAAGAGUAUCAGCUGAUGUCACACUUGGAUCUGAUGAGGUAGCUCUGAUUUCUGGAUUUACAGUGAAUAAUCCUGAAUGGUACAUUGAGGAAGAUAGAAGUAUGGAUAUCUACAUCAAAUUCUUGUUUUUCUUUGGUUACCUUUGAUAUUCAUUUUGAAAUGGAAUAUCAGUGUUUUUUCAUGUAUUUAGUUUUACUUUAGUGUAUUUCCUGUCCUGUUGAUCCACAUGUUCUGCAGCUGUUUUCUGUUUAUUUGUCGUUUGUGUUGUGAAAUCCUGAUACUACUAAAGAUUUAGUUAGUUUUGAUUAACUCUAAAGUUUGUUUUAUUAAACACUUAUUAAA
Pelmatolapia mariae (spotted tilapia) is the source of this 1880-nucleotide messenger RNA. RefSeq names its product zinc finger protein 85-like. Gene Ontology annotation, biological process: regulation of DNA-templated transcription. Gene Ontology annotation, molecular function: RNA polymerase II cis-regulatory region sequence-specific DNA binding; DNA-binding transcription factor activity, RNA polymerase II-specific. The transcript has 3 exons. NCBI's taxonomy places the organism in Eukaryota, Metazoa, Chordata, Actinopteri, Cichliformes, Cichlidae. The record is from RefSeq and is a predicted model, not a curated record. Bases 90 to 1445 code for a protein of 451 amino acids.